Molecule: messenger RNA, 1392 nt
Organism: Aspergillus pseudonomiae
Lineage: Eukaryota; Fungi; Ascomycota; Eurotiomycetes; Eurotiales; Aspergillaceae
Exons: 1
Coding region: 196-975 (259 amino acids)
Source: RefSeq, a predicted model, not a curated record
UUUCUAUCUAGUUGCUAAUCAUAAAUUAGUGACCACCCCUCCUCUUCUCAGGGUUGAUAUAUUCCUCUUGUCUAGUUUAUCUGGGGCAUUAUCCUCUGUACUAUUCUCAUUCUUCAUUCUAUAGAGAACUGCUAAUCUAAUCCUUGCUUUCUCUUGUCACUGUUACAACUCCGCCGCGUUCCCAAUCCCUUCAAUAUGCAUACCUCUACAUUGCUCUUAGUCCUCUCUUCGCUUGGUGCUCAUGCAGUUCCUCUCCUCCGUCUUAGGGCAAAUGACACCCUCGCGCGCAGGGACGGUCAAUAUUCGGUUGUGAAUGUUGGCGGUCUAUCUAGUGCCGAACCGACCCCCGUCGUCGAAACCAUUACUGUUGGCUCUCCUCCACAGCCCCCGGUGACAAUUACUAUCACCCACACUCCAUCGUCAUCCCCUUCCAGUACCCCUUCUCCCUCAUCAUGGAGCGUUGGGCCAUUGUCAACUGGCAUUCCCAGCGGAGGGACCCCGAUCGUGGCUCGAGGACUGAACGCAACUGCUCGGAGAUUCCGGAGGUCUUCCUCUACCAACAGCACUGAUGUUCAUGAUCUUACUGCUCGUCAUAAUGGCACCGUGUCUCACCUUAACGCUCGAAGCAACAGUACUGCCAUCUUAACUGCCCGUGGAAACAGCACAGAGUCCAAGAUUGCCGCUAGGGGCAAUGGUACUGCUACUGGUCUGGGUGCUCGCAGCAACAUUGUCAACUCUCGUCUGGCAGUCCGUACCAAUAACACUGCGUCUGCUGUUGUCGCUCGCAGCAACAGUACCGAGACCAACGCCAUCACUACGCGCAGCAACAGCACCAACUCCCGCAUCAGGGCUCGCAACUUGCACAUCACUGACCGUGCUGUUCUUUACCUCCGGGAUGCCCUCAACUCCACCCGCGUUCAUGACAGCCAUGCUGUGGUGAAGAGGAGCUCGAACGGUACAUUGCUUGACGCUUAAGGCCGAUGCAGAAUACAAAAUAGGCCUGGAUGUGCGCGAGCGACAGAUUGCGUCUCUUGGCCAGAAUGAUUGGCUACCUCAUCGCUUAUAAGAUAAGCAAAGUGAACAAUGAAAUGACGGGUACGAUAUGAAAAGAUUGAUGAAAAUGACGGAUGACCACUGGCACGCUUUCCUUCUCAUUUGCGGGUUUUGGUUUUAAUGAUUGAACAUGAUGUUCGAUGUGAUGAUGAUAUACAUAUGCAUAUGGCGUUUUGUGUCUUUCCUUUGGCAUAUUUGUUUCUCGGGUGGGUUUACUUUUUUUUCUUUCGAUCGUUGCUUUAACUACCAGACUAGUUCUUUAUGGGUUGUCAUAUUUAGAUAGUUUAGAUGGCAUGAAAUUGCCAGUGAGUAUAUAGAUGGGAAUAGAAUGCAUAUACU